UUUUUGUGUGUGGUAUAUUAAAUUCUAUGUGCUAUUUAUAUGGUCUUUCUUGUUUAUUGAUGAUUUCUUUGUUCUUGUUUUGUGUAUGGGUUGAAGCUGAAGUUCCCAAUUAUAGUUGACACAUGGGAUUGAGAUUGGGGUUAAUCUUUGCUGAUAAAGUUACAGUCUUUGAGCCAAAACAAGUUGAAUCAGUAUGGAAUCACAACUGGGUUUAAUUGAAAAAUCAUUUAAUGUUAAAUACUCAGAUGGGGUUAGAGAAGCUCUUGAUGAAUUGCCUGAUAGUUUUACAAUUACUGAUCCCUCUAUUUCUGGUCACCCUAUUGUUUAUGCAUCAAGGGGUUUCUUGAAAGUAUUUGGUUAUUCCAAGAAUGAGGUUUUAGGGAAGAAUGGAAGGGUAUUUCAAGGGCCUAAGACUGAUAGAAGAUCAGUUAUGGCGAUUCGAGAGGCGAUUCGUGAGGAGAGGGGUAUACAGAUUAGUUUGUUGAAUUAUAGGAAGGAUGGGACACCCUUUUGGAUGUUGUUUAAUAUGUGUCCCGUUUAUAGUGAGAAGGAUGGGAGGGUGGUUCAUUUUUUGGGAAUUCAAGUGCCUAUUUUGAGGAGGAGAAAUUCAUUAGGUGGUGGAAUUGGGAGAAAUGGAGGAGUAUGUUAUGAUGGAGGUAAUUGCAGGGAGUAUGUCUAUAAGUGUUGUAGGAGGGAGGUUUGCUCGAAUUCGACUAUGGAAGUGGAUAGAGCAUUAUCGGUUGAUACAGUUUCAGGGUUGGACCAUACAGAAGUAGAUGUUGAAGGACCUUGUGAAGCAAGUGAUCAAGAAAAGACAAAAGCCAGUGUUGCUGUCAACAACAUAAUGUCCGUGUUGGCAAACUACAGUGAGUUGAAUGGCAGACUGGUCAGUGACAGGAGAUGCUGUCAAUCGGGAACAAGUCUGCUCAGCGCAUCCUUAAAUAUAUCUUUUGGUAGAAUAAAACAAAGCUUUGUAUUAACUGAUGCACACUUACCAGACAUGCCAAUUGUCUAUGCAAGUGAUGCCUUCCUAAAAUUAACAGGCUUCUUGAGACAUGAAGUAUUGGGUCGUAAUUGUCGGUUUUUAAGUGGGGAAGAUACAGACAGAGGCACACAAUUUCAGAUAAAACAAUGCAUCCAAAAUGAACAACCGUAUACUGUAUAUAUCUUAAAUUACAGAAAAGAUGGAACCUCGUUUUGGAAUUUUCUUCACAUCUCACCGAUCCGGAGUGCUUCAGGAAAGGUUGCGUACUUUGUUGGUAUUCAGAUAGAAGAUACUAACGAGGCUCGGGAGAAACAAGGGCUAAAUCCGGAGAUGAGGCAUCGCAGUGUUGUCGCUGCUGUAAAGGUUGCUGUGAGAGGGUGGUCAAUGGGUGCUAGCACCUCCUAGUUCUUGAAGAAAUUUGUGUUUCCUAUUUUUUUUCUUUCUGAUAAACACAUUGGAUUCUGAUGAAAAAAUGUACUCUUAUAUAGCUCAUUGGUACCAGAAAAAAAA
Solanum tuberosum (potato) is the source of this 1495-nucleotide messenger RNA. RefSeq names its product protein TWIN LOV 1. The transcript is spliced from 7 exons. The record is from RefSeq and is a predicted model, not a curated record. Lineage: Eukaryota; Viridiplantae; Streptophyta; Magnoliopsida; Solanales; Solanaceae. Gene Ontology annotation, cellular component: nucleus. The coding region runs from base 194 to 1390 and encodes 398 amino acids.